AUGACAUACGCUAAAAAGGAUCAUGCGUUCGACUCGCUCCAGCCUACCCCUCAGAGAGUGAAAUUCAAAAGUCAAAAGAAUUCGCAGCACUGCGGAGGCUUGUCAAUGGCGUACGGAAUUUACAAUCCUCUGGUAUUGUCAGAUGCUGCGUUGACGGAAUCUCGAACCCGGUUCUAUGACAUCGACGAAGACCACAUACCCAUAAAAUCGGAAAGGGCACAACCACAACAGCAUCCACGGCAUAAAGACCGGAUCAAGUUAAAGGACUGCAUAGCCGAAAUAAAAGCGUUCCUGGAGGAUAACCGACACGUACCAGAAAGGCGGAUACGCAAGUUCGAUAAGAUGAGAAUAGUGCUUUUCGAUCUGUUCCUUCAGCCUUGCAAAAGGGCAACAUUAUUCUAG
Molecule: messenger RNA, 402 nt
Organism: Cooperia oncophora
Lineage: Eukaryota; Metazoa; Nematoda; Chromadorea; Rhabditida; Trichostrongylidae
Source: the annotation of a GenBank genome assembly